UUGGAAUGAAAAUGGCGGCUAAUGAUGUAGUUGUGAAUCAUGAAAACGAAACGAGCGAUAUUAGGAGUAGCGAUGGUACCGUCAAAGUUAUUUGUUUAGGAGACAGUGCUGUAGGGAAGUCAAAAUUGGUGGAGAGAUUUCUGAUGGAUGGAUAUAAACCCCAGCAGCUCUCAACGUAUGCCCUUACACUCUUUCAGUACAAGACAAGGGUUGAUGGAAUUGAUGUUCGAGUUGAUUUCUGGGAUACAGCAGGCCAAGAGAGAUUCAGCAGUAUGCACCCAUCAUAUUAUCAUCAAGCACAUUCUUGUCUACUUGUAUUUGACAUUACAAGGAAAGUAACAUACAAAAAUCUUGCUAAAUGGUACAAAGAACUUAGAGAAUACAGAGAGAACAUUCCUUGUAUAGUUAUAGCAAACAAAAUUGAUGUUGACUACACUAUAACACAGAAAAGUUUCAAUUUUCCCAAAAAGCAUGGUCUUCCGUUCUAUUUUGUGUCUGCUUCCGAUGGAACAAAUGUGGUCAAGGCCUUUCGAGAAGCAAUAAAGCUGGCUGUGAAAUAUAAAGAAAACUCCACAGAUUUUAUGGAUGAGGUUCUACGCGAACUUGAGAACUUUGAUGACCUGAAUCUUAAUCAAGAUGGUUAUGAUUCAUCUGAUAAAAAGAGCAGUGAAGAUGAAGGGAAAACAUGAUAUCCACUGCUCUGAGGCUGGCGUCUGUGGUUCACGCACAGUGCUAUUUAUGUCAGUGGAAGAAUAUUUCAACACAGAGUAAUUUAUUCUCCCUAUUAGAGUUUUUAAUUAUUAGCUAUUAAUAUUUAAAAGAUUGACAUUGUAAUAAUGUAUCGACUGUUACAAUUAUCAAACAGUCACAGGUGAUGAUGCUACAUCAACUUCAUAAGUGUUCUCCGCUGGCUGAAGAGUAACAUAACAUGACUGCACAAAAACUGAAACAGUCUAAGAAUUAUUUUGAUUCCAUCCUCAUGUCCUGGCAGAAGGUUUCAUGGUUCAAUUUUGCCGAAUCUGAGCGCAGAGGAAAAAAAAAAAAAAUCAUGAUUAGUUUUAUUGUACAGUGUAUGUAACCAAGAAUUCAUUUGCUGUAAAUUGAUAUUCAUGUUCAGCGAUACUGUCACAUGUACUUACCUUCCAGAAAUUAUAUCUGAAGUGGUUUUCCUCGUAGUAUUGCCUUCCUAAGUUUUGAUCUUUCUCAUCACGCAAAAAUUCCUUUCAAUUAUCUUCGUGGUGUCAAUGAAUGAAUGAUUUAGCAGUGUUGCUGUCAGGAGAAAUUGGAUGCUGGUCACUGUCAAGGUUGAAAAGAUUGACCCAUCUCUUAAUUGACAAAACCACGCCCUGCAGGGCAAAAAAAAAAGCACCUCUUGAUCCGGAGUUAACCACAUUUCUGUCCUUUCGUCUAUCCUUUGACAAGUCUCUUUCACAGCCUCGUGUUUGGUCUUGUCGCGCAGUUGGUUAGAGAGAGAAAGCAUUGCGUAACUAGACUAAACCAGUGCGAAGGUUACCUUUGGCUUUGUGUGAUAUUGUUAUUUUUGGCCAGUCUGUGUAUUGUAAAUGUAAACAAAAGUAAAUUAGUUUAAAUUGUAAAUUUGUCUGAAAUGGGCAUGAAGAAAACCAUCUACUUUUCUUUAAAACACGAUGCUUGUGAGUAAAAGCGUAAUACAUACUUUACAACUUACCCCUGAAAUUAAUCGUAAAAAUGCAGCUAUCAUCGAAUUAGUUACAGAGAUGCUAGGUGUAUUGUGAUUAUAACUGCCAUUACAGGAUGAACUAGAAAGAUCAUGAGGGAGAGUUUUCUUCCCAACUCUUCGCGUUGGGAACUGUGGCUUUCUCGAGAUAUGUUUGUGUUUUCACAAAAUUUAUGAACAGUUUUUAUGUGAUGUCUAUUUUCUCUUUGUUUGUUGACGUUGUUAUAACUGAGUAUUCCAUUUUGUAUAAUUGGUCUGUGUUAAGGUAGAUUCAUGAUUGUUUUGUUAUUUCCUUUUGACGGGUUUUAAAGAGGGGCCUUAUCCUUUUAUAUUUUACUGUUCUGUUAUGAAUUGCUUUCUCUCCGAACUAUUUCUUUUUUUCGUAUUUAAAACGGUAGCGAGUACUUUUCUUUGCGCUUUGAGGUGUUAUAUGUCGUAUGGUAGCUUUCUUUCGACACGACAAUUACUUUGUACCACACUUUUCUUAGAGUCCACUCAAUGAAUUCAGCUACAUUGAUUCAAUGAAUCUCUCCCCGCGAUGUUUUUAUUAAGGGUCUUGAAAACCAUAACCAAGACACCGUAAUAUUACACGCGAGAAUUGAUACGGUUAGCUGAUUGUCAAGUGCGUGUAGUAUUUUAAACCGAGCUGUUUCAUGACAAAGUGACGGAGGUGUUCGCCCGAUACGUCGAAGCACGCGGACAACUAAAUAGGCGCUAGAACUAUUUUUCAGAAGUAGCUUUUAGUCAAGCAAUCGUGCUAACUAAUCUGAACGCUCUACUGUGGUUGAAUUUUCCCCUUCCUCAGAGUAUUUUAACAUCAGCAUACACUGAUGGAAAUUUUCUUUUCUUUGGAUUAUACCCAAAGUGGCAGUACUGGUUGUGACGAUUAAACCGAGAAAUGGUUUACGUGCUUAGAGAAUUGAAAUGAUUCCGCGUUUGCAAUUUCUUAAGACUACUUUUUCGCGCCAAAAGAAUUGCUGGAGAAAUCUCGCAGUGAAAGUGGUCGGUGUAGGAAACGAACCUGUUAGGUUAGGUGACCAUGCCAAUGAAACUGCACUCAGGUGCUUUGGGGCUUGGUCGGAUGUGUACAAAGACACUGAAAUUAAAAUCUGUUUGUAAUAUAUAAGUAUGUGAGAAAUUGUAUGUACAAUAACAUUACGAUGUAACAUUAAAUAAAGUCGGUUGUUUUCCGCAAUAAA
Molecule: messenger RNA, 2895 nt
Organism: Stylophora pistillata
Lineage: Eukaryota; Metazoa; Cnidaria; Anthozoa; Scleractinia; Pocilloporidae
Product: rab-like protein 2A
Molecular function (GO): GTPase activity; GTP binding
Source: RefSeq, a predicted model, not a curated record